Messenger RNA from Funneliformis geosporum, 264 nucleotides. The record is from the annotation of a GenBank genome assembly. NCBI's taxonomy places the organism in Eukaryota, Fungi, Glomeromycota, Glomeromycetes, Glomerales, Glomeraceae.
AUGAAGAUCGAAAUUGUCGUUGCUCCUAAUGCCGGUCCAAUUACUCAGCGUAUUGGUGGGAUGAAUGAGUCUCGUCCAUCCACACGUGGUACUGGAGGAAGUCGUGGUAUUUCCACAAGAGGUCGAGGUCGCGGAGCUCGAAGAGCUGAUAAUAGACCAAAAAAGACACAAGAAGAAUUGGAUGCUGAGAUGAGCGAAUAUAUGCAGAUUGAUGAGGAAGCAAAUCAAGCUGGUGAUUCUGCUACGACUCAAUUGACACAAUGA